Molecule: messenger RNA, 2217 nt
Organism: Lactuca sativa (garden lettuce)
Lineage: Eukaryota; Viridiplantae; Streptophyta; Magnoliopsida; Asterales; Asteraceae
Product: putative serine/threonine-protein kinase PBL22
Biological process (GO): protein autophosphorylation
Cellular component (GO): plasmodesma; plasma membrane
Molecular function (GO): transmembrane receptor protein tyrosine kinase activity; ATP binding
Source: RefSeq, a predicted model, not a curated record
UUCAAUAUCAUUCAUAGAACAACAACUGUAACUUCUGUUUCUCCUUCUUCAUUUGGUUCUGCAUCAUAAAUAUGUUGGCGGUGACCGGAAACGGAAAGGAAUCUCAACCAUCCACCACCACCUCCUCCUCCUCCUCCAUAGAAUGGUUACAACCAUGUCGUCACUUUAAAUUUUCUGAGAUUCUCAUAGCAACCGAUAAAUUCAAUGAAUCAUUAGUAAUUGGGCAUGGGGGAUUUGGAAAAGUUUACAAAGGAAACAUUAUCAACGGAUCAAGUGUCACCAUUGCUGCCAUUAAACGACUGGAUUCCAUGUCGUCUCAAGGAGCAACAGAGUUUCGGGCAGAAGUUGAGAUGCUUUCCAAGUUACGCCACUGUCACCUUGUGUCUUUGCUUGGCUACUGUAAUCAUGAAAAAGAGAUGAUCCUGAUCUAUGAAUAUAUGCCCAAUGGAACACUCGAAGACCACCUCCAUAAACUCCAUACCCCUCUUUCAUGGCUUCAGAGACUCAAGAUCUGUAUAGGUACUGCUCGUGGGUUAGACUACCUCCACACUGGAACUGGGAUUGAGUUUGGUGUUAUACAUCGUGAUGUCAAGAGCUCAAAUAUUUUGUUACAUGAAAGUUGGGAAGCUAAAAUUUCAGACUUUGGGUUGUCAAGAAUAGGUGGAAAGAAUCAGCCAACUACUUGUGUGAACACACUUGUUAAAGGCACUUUUGGGUACCUCGAUCCAAAUUAUUUCUCAACGGGAAAGCUGACUAGGAAGUCUGACGUGUAUGCUUUUGGGGUGGUGUUGUUGGAAGUGUUGUGUCGAAAGCGUGCAGUUGAUAGAAGACUUGAUGAGGAGCAGUGGGGUUUAGUGACAUGGGCUCAAGAAUCUAUCAAAGAAGGAAAUUUGAAUAAUAUAAUUGAUUCUGGCAUAAAGGCUCAAAUAUCCUCGAAAUGUUUGAAGGAGUUUGUUCGAAUUGUAGAGAGAUGUUUGCUCAACAAUCCAAAACAGCGCCCUACAAUGGCUGAAGUUGUGGUCACUCUUGAUUCUAUACAAAACUUACAACAGAAAAUUGAUAGUUCCUCACAGACUAGCAAAACAAUAUUUGGAAGAAUGCUAGAUGUCUUUCCCUUCAAUGCCCAUGAUGAUUCAAAGCUAUCAAGUAAUAAUAGCAAGGGCAAAAUUAGAAGUGACGGUGAUAAUGUAAAGGAUGAAGAAAAAUGUUUCACAAUUCCUAUUCCAAGUUUGAAAAUAUUUAAGUUUGGCGAUUUGGAAAGGACUACAAGCAACUUUAGUCAAGAGUGGCUCAUCGAUAGGGAUGGUUUUGGUGAGGUGUUCACAGGUUGGGUUGACGAUAAAACAUUUGCCCCAUCAGCAAGGUGUGUUGGAAUUCUUGUUGCUGUUAAAAGGUACUAUAAAGUUCUUCCAGAAUCAGAGACACUAGUGACAACACUAGUGACAGGCAUUGGAAGGUUGCCUCAUCUAAAUAUUAUUAGUCUCAUGGGAUACUGCAAUGAUAAGAAGAAAAAUUGCUUGCUUGUUUACGACUACACCCACAUUCUUAAGCUAAAUCUUAGUCACUUCUUAUUUGGAGAUGUUACCAAACCACUUUCAUGGAUAACACGUCUUAGGAUAAUGAUAGGAGUAGCUCGUGGACUCGCUUAUCUACACUCGUCAAAGGAGCAAGUUAUUCACGGUGGUAUUAAAACCUUUAAUAUAUUGUUGGAUAAGAAUUUUAAUGCAAAGUUGGGGCAUUUUGGUUUGGCUAAAGGUCGGCCUAAAUUCUCUGAAUCAGAUACAAGUACACGUGACAUGGAUACCUUACGUUAUUUCGACCAAGAGGAUCGACUUAAUGGUAUAUGCUACAUAUUUAUAAAUUCUGGAUGAAGUUUGUAUUUUCAAAAGGACGAUGGUUAUUUUUUCCUACAAAUAUAAUCAAGUGUAGUGGUUCAAAAAAAAUAAUGUCUCUAUUUUAUGAUUAAUAUAAAUAUUGAACUUCACUGUUAGAGGUCACUUGACAAUUACGGGUGACAUUUAUAGUUUCGGAGUGGUGUUGUGGGAAACCCUGACAGGCCAGCGGGCAUGGGAACCGCAAUCGCUCUUUUCUACAUUCACUUUAGUAGAAUGGGCAAGUCCAUUUCUAGAAGACAAACAAAAGCUAAAAGAUAUAAUAGAUCCAUGUCUUAAAAAUAAUUAUCCUCUAGAUGGUGCUUUCCAUUGUCUUGCACUAGCA